Messenger RNA from Acipenser ruthenus (sterlet), 4041 nucleotides. RefSeq names its product interleukin-31 receptor subunit alpha-like. The record is from RefSeq and is a predicted model, not a curated record. NCBI's taxonomy places the organism in Eukaryota, Metazoa, Chordata, Actinopteri, Acipenseriformes, Acipenseridae. Bases 143 to 2305 code for a protein of 720 amino acids. The transcript has 16 exons. Gene Ontology annotation, biological process: cytokine-mediated signaling pathway. Gene Ontology annotation, cellular component: signaling receptor complex; external side of plasma membrane. Gene Ontology annotation, molecular function: cytokine binding; cytokine receptor activity.
CGCUGGUGGUAAUGAGAGACUUGCUACAUGGAUCAUUCGUAACUCUGUUGCUCGCAGCACCUGCUUGUGAUGCGGGGGGAUUGGAAAGAUAUGCCUGGGAACUUUGCUUGUAUUGAUCACUGUAACAUGUAGUAAGCAGAGGAUGAAGAAUGUCGCAUUCUUGUUACUGCUCCGAUAUGUCACAAUGGGCAUUCUUUAUGGAUGUACGUUGUUUAGUCGUGUUACCUGCCAGUCUUGCUCAGUGAUCACAGAUUCUACAUGUUUUGAUCUUGAUUAUUGCCAGACAGGCUCAGAUGGGAUCAAUGGCUUGGAAUGUUACAAACAAUAUCUUGAAAAUCAUUUGACUUGCACUUGGAAGCCUGGAACUCGCGCCUCAAACGCUACGACAUACACAUUAAUAACGGAACAGAUCGACAGAAGCAAAUGUAAAAGAUGCAAGAACAUUUUAAAUACAUUCCACUUAAUUGAAGGGCUAUUCAGUAAAAAUUCUGUGACCAUUUGGGUCGUUGAAAGUGACCCCAACAGGAAUUGUUCCAAAGCAAUUUUCAAAGGCACGCCAAAUCAGUUGGUAAGAUGUCCUCCACCAUCACAAAUAAGUUAUACAAGAGGUCAAGGAAAGUUACACAUAUCUUGGAAAAAAGGAAAAAAUGCUUUGCAAUAUCUGGUUCAAUUCAGAGAAUCUAACAUGGUUACCUGGAAAACGGUCAAAUCAGAUAAUAAUCAUGAAGUCACAGUGUCUGGGUUGAAUCGAUCAGUUUCGUAUGCAGCUCAGGUUCAAUGUAAUCCUAAUAGCACCAGUAAGAGGUGUCAGAAGUGCAUGUGGAGUGAUGUUUUGUUUAUCCCUCCUGAGUUGACAGAGGUGCCAAAUAUUGUGGAGUUUAUUACGGAACUAUUACCCAGCGGGAAGCAAAGGUUCCAUAUGAGUUGGAAGUACAACAGCAAUGUCUCAGGAUACAGUGUCACUGUCAAAGAAGAAUCUGGAGAAUUUCAAGAGACCUUCAACACUACCCUUCCAGAGAUCAGUCUGACUCUCUCUCUAUCUGCCUACUUGGUCCGUGUUGUAGCUUUUAACAGCGGUGGACAAUCGCCGGCAUAUCAAAGAAAGAUCCCAGAGCCUCAAAAUAUAGACUUGCCCGGUCAAAUCAAUGUAUCUGCCUGCUCAAAUGAGAGCUUUUCUAUUUCCUGGAAUAAAAGCCUUGUUAAAAACUACACCUGCUAUUCUGUUGUGUGGGGCCUUGUUCAUGGAAACAAGACAUCGCAAUCGUUUCAUUCUCUGUCAGAAAAGAUAUCCUUACGAGGGACCUUGGAACCUUACAAAAUAUACCGAUUCAUUCUGCAUUUAAGACACAAUAAAUCCCCCUGCAACUUGAAAAGUCUGAAUAACAGUGAAAGCACAUAUGGCAGGGCAGAUGCUUAUUGCGUUGAAGGAAGACCAAAGAGUGGACCUGUCAACGUCACCUACAGCAAUGUUACAAAAACUUCAGCUGUGAUAAAUUGGAGUAAAGUACGUGAAGAGGAUCUGCAGGGAUUUCUUCAGGGCUAUAUAAUCCACUAUAGAGCUAACGAUACAAGUGCUUCCUCAGCAAUCACUGUUAAUUCCUCCACAAAUAGUUAUAUUUUAACUAAACUGAAAAGCAAAACAAUCUACAAAGUCAGUGUGUCUGCCUUCACAACGGCUGGGGAGGGAGUCCGAAGCGACCAAAUCAUAUUUGAAACAAAGCAAUACGAGCUCAGUAAUAUAAUUGUCAUUGUGGUGUGUGUCAUCUCUGGAAUACUAUUGAGUCUGUGUGCUGUUCCUAUUUCCUCCAGAGCAUUUAAAAGAGCAAAGAUUUUUUUUUGGCCAAAUAUACCCAACCCUGGCAACAGCAAUGCUAUGCAGGAAAUUGAUAGAAGCAGCCCACUGGAGUUUUCGCAUACCACAGCAGUACCUCUGUUUGAAGCUGACACUGAUGAGAAAGAUGCUGACAGCCUGCAUAUCAUUGAAGAGUCGUCAGUGAUGCUUGCAGAGAUCGAGCAGCUUCAAAAUGAACCUGUCCAAAGCAACGUGGAUCCCAGUCCAACAAAACCAGCCCCCCCGCCUGUAAGCGAUUAUACCACCAUGGAGUUCUUUCAUCAAGUCAUGCCUCAUGCAUCCAUAGCCACUGCUGUAGCUCAAGUCCAGCCAGGCAGACAGAAUGACAUAGAGCUGAGUACCAUGGCAACGUUGAAGGGUAUGACAGCCCUUGACUAUCUAAAGCAAACACUUUGCAAUGUUUACUCCAAUACAACUACAGCUGGAAAUGACACAAUUGAAACAGUGAUGUGAAUGUCAAGCACAGAAUCUUUAGUCUUCAAAGGAAAAGGCGCCUGGCAAUGAGUGAAAGCCCAUCUGUUUUUAGUUGUCUUUCGAGAAGCAAGCAACAAUAAACCAUUGUCUGCAAAGCCUCCUGCAAGCAACAACAAGCAACAACACUGUCUUAAAGUACGAUUCUGUGGGGCAUGCCAAUGUGGGGCAUGCCAAUGUAAGACUUCUUAAAAUUGUUUUGUCUCACUUUUCUUUCAGAAGAGCGCAUAUACAGAAUUAACAUUAUACUCAUCAAGACAUGUUAAAAUAAAUCACUCAUUACCCCAUAUUUAGGUUUUCAUCAGAUUGGCGCAUUUGAGGCUGUGAGUGGGUAUUGCCAGCCACUCUGCAACAAUAAGAUCCCAAUGCUCAAAUAGACAUUGGAAAUGUUGUCCUGAUUGAGAAAUUUCACAAUGAAAAGAACUUGUAGAAACAGUUUUUUUACAACCAGGCUCUGUUUUCUCCUCUUGGCUUGAGAUCGCCCAUAGCUGCCUCAGUUGGAUGGCAUUUCCGCUGGGUCCUAGUGGAGACACUAUACUGAGUAGUGAUUAUACGAAUACAUUAUUAAAAAAUACAACUUUUAGUACUCCUGCAAUGUGACGGGGACAUUUCCCCAUCGUUGAAAAAGUGAUAGGGACAUGUCCUCCAUGUAAAUUACGCCUAUGUUUGUGACUGGGGUCUGCAGCUGUAAUGUCUGGUCCUAAGUACUGGUGGUGAUUUUAUAUAAACAAUUUUUAGUCCCAAACUGACAGUUGCUGAGGAUGAUUACAUUUCAGUUUCACACCCCUAGAGACCAUUUCUAAAUUUACCCUACCUCAGAAAUGCAGCUGCAUUUCAGUUCAAAAGCGUACAUAAUAAUCUCAACAGAAGCAACAAAAGAGUAUACAGGAGUAUCUGUAGUAUUUUGUAUUUAAUUAUAUCCUGAUGUAACUAUCAGUUAUCUGCUGUAUUAUUGAAUUGUAUUUUGUCACACUUGUACUUGCUUGUACUCAUUGUAUUCAUCAUUGUAUUUAUCUUGCUCUUAAUUGUAUUAUUACUUGCACUGUGAUUCUUGAAAUGUAUUUGUUUACGACUGUAAGUCGCCCUGGAUAAGGGCGUCUGCUAAGAAAUAAAUAAUAAUAAUAAUAAUAAUAAUAAUAAUAAUAAUAAUAAUAAUAAUAAUAAUAAUAAUAAUAAUAAUACAAACCACUCAAAUUGAAAUAUUAAAAAGGUAAGGAAUGUAGAUAGUAUAAGCAAGGGGUGUCAAACUCCUGGAGGGCCACAGUGUCUUCUGGCUUUCAUUCCACCUGAUCUCUCAAUUACUUAAUUGCUCUAAUGAUUUGAUUAACUGGACACAUUUAACACUUCUCUUCAGGCCUCAAAAUGUUUCAUAGGUAAUGUAUCUUGAAUCAAGUGCAUUUCUAAAACCAUCAACUGUAAAAGACCUUGAAAAAUAUGAAAUACUGUAUGUCAAACUGAACAAAUAAUUAAAUCAAUUAUGUUAAUUGAGAGCUGGAAUGGAAUGAAAACCAGAAGACCCUGCAGCCCUCGAGGACUGGAGUUUGACACCCAUGGUAUAAGGUAUCCCUUUGAUUGGAAUUCAAGUGAGUAAUCACAGAGAAUGGGGUGCUGUUCAGUCAAACUACAGUACAGGGCCUGUGUCAUCCCGUUGAAUCAGAAAAAACAGGACUAUAACGUGCUGUAUUUGUAUUGUAUAAAAUUAGAAUUUGCUAAACACA